Plectropomus leopardus (leopard coralgrouper) is the source of this 2182-nucleotide messenger RNA. RefSeq names its product interferon-induced, double-stranded RNA-activated protein kinase-like. Gene Ontology annotation, biological process: eiF2alpha phosphorylation in response to endoplasmic reticulum stress. NCBI's taxonomy places the organism in Eukaryota, Metazoa, Chordata, Actinopteri, Perciformes, Serranidae. The record is from RefSeq and is a predicted model, not a curated record. Gene Ontology annotation, molecular function: eukaryotic translation initiation factor 2alpha kinase activity; ATP binding. Gene Ontology annotation, cellular component: cytoplasm; nucleus.
CUGAGGGCAAAUGGGGACAAAUGUGAGCGAAAUUUAAAUUUCGGAUCGGAUCGGUGGAUCCUACUGCAAUGCCAACCUGUGCCGGUUACAGUAACUAGAUCGUGCACUCACGGUUUUAUGAGUCAGGAUGGGAAAGAAGAAAAACUACGUAGCCGAACUAAAUAAGUAUGCACGGGCGACGGAUGUGAAAUAUGAGGACGUGAAAUAUGAGGACGUGGGCUUUGAGGGACCUGAUCACAGUAAAAGAUUCUUCAAGAGGGCUGUUGUCAGUGGUCAAGGCUUUCCCAUUGGUGUCGGGAGUAACGAAAAGCAAGCCAAGCAGAAUGCAGCUAAAAAUGCCCUGAGAUGCCUGAGCGAGAAGGAGAAUCCGAGACCAGAGACAGAAACUGCUGCAAAAAAAUGCACAAGUGCUGCUCGAGGCUUGUUCACUGAAUUUGGCCAGAAGAACAAGGUGACUGUAAGGGCUUCGGAGUCAACCAGACCACAAACAAAUAUUGCUACUCAAUGCUGUAGCUUUGUGGUUGGUGAUAAGGAGUAUCCAGCUGCCACUGGGAAAACUAAGAAGGAAGCUGCCCAGCUUGUGGAUGAUGAAAUAUGUGGCAGUAAAACUACUGAGAUGCCCUCCUGUUCAGCCCUGUCUGAUGAUGGUGCACCAGCCAGACCAUCCACACCAACUACACUGGAGUCCUGUGAUGCUCAAUCAAAAAGCACGGCAACAUCUAUUUUCACCAAUUCAGCAAAUCCUCCCAAGGAUCAGGAACAAAAUCCUAUUAGGAAGUUCAAAAGGAGAAUUUUACCAAAUUCACAGGAUGCCUCUCAAAGCAGCAAUGAGGAUGUGACGAGUCCUGUAAAACUGAAUACAGGAAACAGCCCCAGUGAGAAUACGUCAAAUCAGUCAGUAUUCUCGAGCAGGUUUAAAUCAGAAUUCGACUCCAUAGAGCAGCUCGGCAAAGGAGCCUUUGGUCAUGUUUUCAAGGCAAAACAUAAACUGACGGGGAAGGAUUACGCUGUAAAGAUUGUCCGCUGUAAAGAAAAAGCUCUACGAGAGGCGAAGGCGUUAUCAGACAUCGAUCACUGCAACAUUGUUCGAUACUUCUCGUGUUGGUUGGAGGAUACAGAAUACCAGUGGGACAGAACAGACGACAGCUGCAGCACUUCAACAUCCUCCAAUGGUAACUCCACAGUGAAGUUCCUCUAUAUUCAGAUGGAGUUGUGUGACACCAAAACACUGAAAGUGUGGAUAGAGGAGCAAAAUAUUCUGAAUGUGACGAAAUCUCGACGAGACUCCCAGAGAAGAGCAAAAGGUCUAGCUAUCGCUCAGAAAAUUCUCAGUGGAGUGGAGUACAUUCACUCCAAGAUGCUCAUCCACAGAGACCUGAAGCCUGCCAACAUCAUGUUCAGGCAAGAAGGAGAAGUGAAAAUCGGAGAUUUUGGUUUGGUCACUGAGGAGAAUGAUGAUGAUGCCGAGAACCUGAUGGAGAGAACUGUGUACAAAGGAACCCCAUCUUACAUGGCCCCUGAACAAAAGCGCCAGAGGAAUUAUGACCGAAAAGUUGAUAUAUUUGCUAUGGGGCUGAUAUGCUUCGAAAUUCUUUGGAGAAUUUCCACUGGUCAUGAAAGGCAAGCGGUUUGGGAAGACGUCAGAAAACAGAAAUUUCCCCAAGAGUUUCAAUACAGAUUUUACCAAGAGUACAUCAUAAUAAGGCCAAUGCUGUGUGAGAAGCCAGCAGAGCGACCCGAAGCAUGUAAACUAAAGAUGGACUUGGAGGAAUGCUCUCGCAAACUCAACGCUGACGAAAUUGUGCGCCGUGGCAGCAGGACAGUCUGAUUAUCAAAAGACAGAAAAAAAAUCACACCAGCUAUUUUAUAUUACCACUGACAUGUAAGCAGUCUGUUUACCUGUGCAAUAAUUAUAUGCAACUUCUCUAAUUUUGUGAAAAUUAUGCAUGUGUCAUUUGAAUCAGGCCAAGAACGAAAUGGAUUUUAUAUUUUACCAUCCAUUUUGUCUUAAUUUGAGCUUGUCGUUAAAAUUAAACCAGACAAUAAAGUGAAGCGACUUCAAAAUAGCCUUGAUUCGCUGUUUUAUGUGUGACCACAACACUGAGGUCAAUGCCUCGUCUUGUCCUUGACACUUUGUUACAGUAAGUUACGUUUUUUUUGGAAGCAAGUUUAAGUUUUUUAU